Molecule: messenger RNA, 6164 nt
Organism: Bemisia tabaci
Lineage: Eukaryota; Metazoa; Arthropoda; Insecta; Hemiptera; Aleyrodidae
Product: serine/threonine-protein phosphatase alpha-2 isoform
Cellular component (GO): nucleus; cytoplasm
Molecular function (GO): protein serine/threonine phosphatase activity
Source: RefSeq, a predicted model, not a curated record
UAUGCGCCUCCCUUUCAGUGUUUGCGCCUGUGAAAGUUUCACUGUCCUUUCAUGGUUCGGUCCUUUUCUCAUUUAUUUGAGUGUUUUUAUUGAAGUUUGCAAGUUAAUUCUUACCAGAAUUUUAUCCUUUAUGUCAAUUUAGUCCGUUUUCAAAUGGCAGACACCGACAAAUUAAAUAUAGACAAUAUUAUAGCACGUUUACUCGAAGUUCGAGGUGCUCGGCCUGGCAAAAAUGUGCAGCUUUCGGAGGGGGAAAUAAGAGGCCUGUGCUUGAAAUCAAGAGAAAUCUUUCUCUCGCAGCCCACUCUUCUAGAAUUAGAGGCUCCUUUGAAAAUAUGCGGUGAUAUUCAUGGUCAGUACUAUGACCUGUUACGUUUGUUUGAAUAUGGUGGCUUUCCCCCAGAGUCAAAUUAUCUUUUCUUAGGAGACUAUGUUGAUAGAGGCAAACAGUCACUGGAAACCAUCUGUCUACUCCUCGCUUACAAAAUUAAGUAUCCGGAAAAUUUUUUCCUUCUUCGUGGAAAUCACGAGUGUGCCAGCAUCAACCGAAUAUAUGGAUUUUAUGAUGAAUGUAAACGAAGGUAUAAUAUUAAGUUGUGGAAAACCUUCACAGACUGCUUUAAUUGUCUGCCAGUGGCAGCUAUUGUGGAUGAAAAAAUCUUCUGUUGCCACGGUGGUCUUAGUCCUGACAUGCACUCUAUGGAGCAAGUUAGGAGGAUUAUCAGACCUACAGAUGUUCCUGAUCAAGGAUUGCUCUGUGACCUGCUCUGGUCAGAUCCUGACAAGGACACACUAGGUUGGGGUGAGAAUGAUAGAGGAGUGUCAUUCACAUUUGGUGUAGAAGUUGUCAUGAAGUUCCUCAGCAAACAUGAUUUUGAUCUCAUCUGUCGUGCGCAUCAGGUUGUUGAGGAUGGAUACGAAUUCUUUGCGAAGAGGCAAUUAGUAACACUAUUUUCUGCUCCCAACUACUGUGGUGAGUUUGAUAAUGCUGGCGCAAUGAUGUCAGUCGAUGAAACUCUAAUGUGCUCCUUUCAAAUUCUGAAGCCGGCUGAUAAAAGAAAAAUGAACUAUGGUCUGAUAGGUCGACCUGUCACACCUCCGCGGGGUGCCACAAAUAAGAAUAAGAAGAAGUAAACUUGAUAAAGUUUGGGCAAAACUUAUUAUUAAUAGCUCAAAAAUUUGCCAAGUUGUAGUGCAGAAACAUUCCUAAACCAAUGCAAACAUUAAACCAACGCACUGUCCCUGUAAUUUACUUUGAUAUGUACUCCAAAUAAUUUUACUUGAUUAUGUACAACUGCAGGCAGUUGACUGGGAGAAACAGAAUACGGCCGUAUUUUUUAAGUGGUUUGCCCGUCAAGCUGAUCAACCAAGAAUAUGGUUAGAACUCGCAUCAGAGAAGUUGGCAGUUGUUUAAUUUCUGUUUGCGCAACUUUGCUACCCCAAGAGAAAUUGCGAUUGAGCAUCGACUGAGUGCGAUGUUGAUUCUGUGCUGCCAUUUUGCGCCGAUACUGAAUACCAAUACCUUCCUCUGAGGGGAUAUUGCUUAAUUUGUCUAAUAUGUGUGACAGUCAGAAGUAAACAACUGCCAACCUACCUGACGCGAGUUCUAAGGAAGUUACAGCCUCAGCUCAACAUCUCUAAAAUCACUAUGUACGUGUAAGGACAAUCAUAAUCUCUGAUGAAGGGCUCUGAAUUGACUUACAAAGGGUAAACCAAUGGUCACUGUCCGAAAAUUUGGAAACAUGACUAGGUAAUUUUAUAAUACAAGAUUAGGAAAUUUUCCAAAAGAUGUAUUUGAAUAAUUUUAAAACUUAAUUGUACUGCACCUUUUUCUGAAAAAUAAGGCUUUCCAACAGUACUUUUUCAUGACCGCAAACUGCAACUAAACAGUGUGUCACUUUGCAAGUUUAAUUGACCCUACACCCUCAGUGUCAUUAAAAUAGUUCAAAGUUUACCUCAACUACUAAUAAAGUACAGCAUUGGAAUUUUAAAUCCCCUCUCUGUUUUUAUCUUUAGAGUUUUCUCUUAAUUUUUAUUGUUGCUGUAUCCCACCUGGACCACCAUGUGGCUGUAGAGAGGAAGGAAUAGAAGUUUCUUGUUGAAUUUGAAGCUUUUUUUCAUGAGGGCGGAACGAACUUUUGAUAUUUAGAUUAGGUUUUGAAGGUUAUGCUUCAUUUUAAUGCUGAUGAAGCAGGAACUUAAUUUUCUGUAUUUUAAAUUAUGUAAUUUAUUGAAUUUUAAAAUUUAAUUGUUAGCCAAGAAAGUGAUGGGUUAAUUUCCAGUUGUCGGGUUUUUUUACCCUCCUAAUUACAUCUUACUCUUCUCCAAGUGAAUCUUUAUCUACUUUUUGUGUAUUAUGGACCAUACAGGCAUGAAUAGAAAACUUCAGCUUUUGCAAAAUAAAAUGAUUUUGCGGAACAAUUCAGUUUUACUGUAAUUAAGACAUUUCCUCUGUUCAUUCAAAUACGAUCUCCUGAGUGGGAAUAUUUGGGCUCUUUUUUUUCUGUAGAAAAAAUUGAUUGGAAUAUCAGAUUCUGUGAUGAAGAAAAUAACAGAAGGAUACUCUUAAUCAAUUGCUGAAACCUUGAAGACAAAUUUUCAUCCUCAAUUGAACUAAUUUUAUGUCAAACAGGAGAAAAGAUAAUUAAUAUGACAUGAUCGCAUUUAAUAGAAGAAGUUGAACCUGAUUCAUAGUUUUGUAGAAAUUUGUGUUUGCAGCUUGAAAUUUCUCGAUGAAGUGAGAUCUAUGAGAGCAAUCCAACAUCAAUAACAACUUUCCAUACAUCAAUGUCCGAAAAUGAUUGGCUGGUCCCUUCAAACUUAAUGAGAUUUUACCAAAUAUUUGCAAGACUUGAUGGAGUCUUUCAAAAUCCUACAAAAUUCUCAGAAAACAGUGAGAGAACUUAGUCCCAUGCCGCAAAGUAACUCCUGGUAUGUGUACUAAUAUACAUUACUAUUUGUGUUGGUUUUGUGUCAGUCGGUAUUUCUCAAAAAGAAGCCUGAUCUAAUUCGUUUUAAAAAAUAAUAAUUUACAACUGGCUGGACCAGUAUAUGUGAUUGAACUUCACCUGCUGUCAUGAGAUUUUUCAGCUUUUUGUGCCUUGGAUUUCAAUCCACUGAUGGGAAAUUUUGAAAACUAAAUUUAGAAUGUACAAACUGCAACCUUAACUCAAUGGUGCCAUCUUCUAAUUUUCCCUCUACAAAACAAUAGUGGCUAAAGUUUUUAAAAAGUAUUUACGAAGAGGAGUCAAGAGUCCGUCUGAUUGUAGAUUUGGUCUACUUGAUAAACAUUCCACAUUUGCUACGGAUACAUUUUUAUGGACCAAUCUUAUUUUUAUUGGAGGGCGAAGUACACAGGAGAACAAAUACUACAUCUUUUCUUCAGUCUCAGAUACUCAUGAAUGCUUGAUGUGCAUAGUCUGGGAAGACACAAAGUUAUGUCCUCAGAAAAUCAAAUGUGGGGGCUAUAAAUGGAUGUACUUAAAUUAAAAGGAACCAGCUCCAUGGUGACUUUAGCCCUCGGCCCCUUAAAAUUACAUGAAUGUUUAGGUCCAUGUGACUAUGGAGAUAGUCUCCUUUGAUUUAAAUACGUUCAAGUAAUGCUGACAGAGUAUUGUGAGAAAAUAAGAAAAUAUGAAAGCUGAAUGUCGUCAAAUUAGAAUUCUUCUUCCAUUUUUCAAUUUCUGACUGCUAAUCCAUGCAGGAUGUCUACAGAUUCGGGAGGGGGGGGGGAUUCUGUGGAUUGUUCAAUUCUUCCCCCACUAAAAUGUUCAAAAUUUUCAGCCUUUUUACAUAGAAGAUUUGUAAGCAUAGAACUGAAAAUGAAAAAUUUUUGGCAUUUAUUUCACCGCAAAUGACAGGAAGAUGUGAACCUUUCUUUCAGUAAUUAGUGAUUCGUUAAACAAAGAUUGCAACUCCUUAUUGAAACUUAUGCUUGUGCUCACUAUUCUGAGUGUAAUUCAGAUCACUGAGGCUCAGUUCGAUAGUUUCGGCAGUGCUGAUGAUCACACACAAAAAACUGUGUGUUAUAGUUAGGUAGCUUACAACUGAACUUCAAGUGCUCCGCCAACCAAUUAGAGGCAUGUUUACACAUCUUCAAGUCGAACUUGACCCAAGUAUACUUAAAGCGUUUUCUUUGAGUUGUAACAUUUUAAUUAGAGCUUAGAGAAUAAGGAGUAAAUCAAUAAAAACCAAGUUCAAUUUUUGCCUAAAAUAAAAAGAAAAACAGGAGCAAAUGUAAAAGGUUAUAAAAUUUCUUAAUAAAAUAAACUUUAACCAUGUGAAGAAAAAAUUUCCAGUACUUCACAUGAAAUUCCCCGAAAAUGCCCGGUUUUUCAUGCUUUUUUAGAACUGUAGACACCCUGCCCCAUUGCUUACUUCAUCUUGACUCAUCACCAGAAAAUCAGCAUUCAGGAGCACUUAACCACCAAUUCCGUCCAUCUGACAUUUUAACAAGACUACUUUGACUUCAAAGGAAAAAUUUGAACUUUCCUUUUGUAUCACACAAAGCAGAAAUUAGUUAGGGGAUAGAGCAACGUAGAUCAACAAGAUUGCAGAGACAUUGACUUCUUAAACUUGGUCUCAUCGAAAUCGAACUAAUGUAAAAAAGACAAAACAUUGUCAUUGAAAUGGAAGCUGUGUGAGCUACAUCACCGGGUUGUCAGGUUCAGGCCAGUAAAAUUGGCCUCAAGGUGAGAAAAGUACUUAGAUAAGCUGCUACUUAAUCCUUUAAGAACUACCUCAGUCUCCACCAGGGAUCUCUAAAUAGGAUGUUUCCCCAAGUUUCUGAAAACCUGCUAAGUUAGAUGCCCGGCCAGUAUAAUGGUAAAGAGGGAAGUGACGGCACAACGGCCGACGUAUUUCUGUACCACAGCAAUUAACCAUGUUCUCAAUGGAAGACCAUUUCAAAGUCGGUCAUGCUUAACGACUAAUUUUGUUGGUGUAUGUGUCAUGUUGCUAUUUUUCCACCAGAGAUUCGAAUAUUUAUACAAGCAGAUGUAAUUGUAAAAGGAGCAUUUGUGUCCAAGAGCUUGGGGUAGAAGUGAAGCCAUCUUGGUGCUUUACACUUUUUUGAGAGUAUUGAAGAACGGAAUUCAUGUGCUGCAAAAGUAACUUUUCUUGGGAGUGGUCCUCUUGAUUACAGCCUCAUAUGUGUUCUGAGCUCUACCUGCUGAGCUGAAAUACCUGAAAGAAUAGUAUAAAUCUCAUUCAUAAGUCCAUUUCAUCUGAACGUGGAUACACCUAACUUCUAAUCCCUUUGUUUUCCACUUUACCUGCCCUCUGUGACUGUUCGUCAAAUCUUACACCCAUAGUAUUGAGCCUUCUGUAAUAUUUUUUCAUUUAUUUCGUCCUUUACCAUGGGAGCAGUUGAAGGGUUAUAAUGGUUUUUGUUUUAAUUAGUAAUGUGAACCAAGUUAUAAGUGAGCAGUAUUAGGAAUUUCACACCAUCAGGCAAGGGACCAAAUCUUCUACCUACCCCAGAUGCCAGAAAUUCGGGGCUUUCGCUCUGUGAUUGACAUGAGUGUUUAGGUGUAAAGGACACUUGAUAAAUGGUACCCAAGCUAAGGUUAAGAAAAUUUACUAACUCCCUGUUGUGCUGGGAAGGUUCUGUAAUUUGAGACCAAAUACAUUUGCCGGAUGUUUUACAUUUCCUCGUCAGAUAUUAAUGUUUCAAUCAUUGCUUUAUUUUUCUUUUUAGAUUCCAUUGUAAGUUUUUUUUUUACAUUUUUCAAUCCUACAAUUUAUACAAAUGCGAGUAAACUUGGAAUUUUUGUAAGUAAUUCAUCAAAUCAUUGUAUCCAGCAUGAAACGGAGUAUUAUUUUACGAUGAUUUGUCAUAAAUGUAUGGUUGCUAGAAAUGUUAGGAAGAAUAUUUCAUGUUAUAAGUAUUUAGUUCAAGUAAAAAUCUACAGUCCAACAUUGUAUGGAUCAUUCAGAUCUUUGCAGAAUGCUUGAUUAUUAGAGUCAGAUUCUACACUACGGCUGUUCAGUCCAUUGAUUUGCUCACUUCAUCGCUAGGAUACCUGCAUUUAAUUGGUGUCUGCUGCAUAAUUUAAGCUUAUUUAGUUAUUUCACUUCCAGUCUCUUGUAUGUCAUGUAUAGCAGUAGUGACAUGGUCCAUGGAACCCAUUUUGUAAAUAUAUGUAGAUUAUUUCAGUGACAAA